Molecule: messenger RNA, 1304 nt
Organism: Diceros bicornis minor
Lineage: Eukaryota; Metazoa; Chordata; Mammalia; Perissodactyla; Rhinocerotidae
Gene: PEX16
Product: peroxisomal biogenesis factor 16
Exons: 11
Coding region: 174-1181 (335 amino acids)
Biological process (GO): peroxisome organization
Cellular component (GO): peroxisomal membrane
Source: RefSeq, a predicted model, not a curated record
GGAAUGGGGUGAAGGGUGGUUCAAUGGCCCUUCACGUCACCAUCCUUCUGGCCGGCGGAAGUUAAGCAACGGAGAGGCGGGCCUAGGACGGAAGCAGGAAGGAGGGCUCAGGAAGCAGGGAGCCGCAGCCAGUCGCACUGUCGAUCCGUGAGUCUGUCGGUCCGGAGGGCAGGAUGGAGAAGCUGCGGCUCCUGGGCCUCCGCUACCAGGAGUACGUGACUCGUCACCCGGCCGCCACAGCCCAGCUGGAGACGGCAGUGCGGGGCCUCAGUUACCUGCUGGCAGGUCGUUUCGCCGAUUCGCACGAGCUGUCAGAGCUGGUGUACUCGGCCUCCAACCUGCUCGUGUUGCUCAAUGAUGGGAUCCUACGGAAGGAGCUGCAUAAAAAGUUGCCUGUGUCACUGUCCCAGCAGAAGUUGCUGACAUGGCUGAGCGUGCUGGAGUGCGUGGAGGUGUUCAUGGAGAUGGGGGCCGCCAAGGUGUGGGGUGAAGUGGGCCGCUGGCUCGUCAUCGCCCUCAUCCAGCUAGCCAAGGCUGUACUGCGGAUGUUCCUGCUGAUCUGGUUCAAGGCUGGCCUCCAGACCUCACCCCCCAUCGUCCCACUGGACAGGGAGACCCAGGCACGGCCCCCGGAUGGUGGCCACAGCCCUGGCAGCCAGGAGCAGUCCUAUGUGGGGAAGCGGUCAAACCGAGUGGUGCGAACCCUCCAGAACACUCCUUCCCUGCACUCAAGGCACUGGGGAGCCCCCCAGCAGCGGGAGGGGCGGCAGCAGCACCAUGAGGAGCUGAGUGUCCCCCCGACGCCGCUGGGGCUGCAGGAGACCAUCGCAGAGUCCUUGUAUAUUGCCCGGCCCCUGCUGCACUUGCUUAGCCUGGGCCUCUGGGGUCAGCGGUCUUGGACACCCUGGCUCCUGUCUGGUGUUGUGGAUGUGACCAGCCUGAGCCUCCUGAGCGACAGGAAGGGCCUGACCCGGAGGGAGCGGCUGGAGCUGCGGCGCCGGACCAUCCUGCUGCUCUACUACCUGCUUCGCUCCCCAUUCUACGACCGCUUCUCUGAGGCCAGGAUCCUCUUCCUGCUCCGGCUGCUGGCAGACCACGUCCCGGGCAUUGGCCUGCUCACGAGGCCGCUCAUGGAUUAUUUGCCCACCUGGCAGAAAAUUUAUUUCUACAACUGGGGCUGACAGGCGUCUGGGAACGGGGUGCGGGGAGGGGCAGCAUGCUCUAAUGCUGUGGGCAGGGGUGCCUCGGCCCUUCAGUCCCCUGUGCCCCUCUGCCCUAAUAAAACUGACUCAGGCAGUGUCCAA